GUAUCGUGCAGCGCUAACGUAAAUGAUCACGGUUCGUUUUUAAAGGGACGUUUGUGUCAAACCUGGGAAAGAAACUUAAGGACGCGUGUGUGUGGAGACCCAGUAACGACGACGGAAAUGAGGGCUGGGGAAAUAGAAGGGUGUGAGAGGUUCGUGAGCCCUGGGAAAGGCCGAGGGAUGAGAGCAACCGAACACUUUGAAGUGGGUGACCUGGUGUUCGCCUGUCCGGCGUAUUCGUGCGUGUUGACGGUAAAUGAGAGAGGAGCGCACUGCGAGUUCUGCUUCAGGAGAAAGGACGGAUUGUCGAAGUGUGGAAAAUGCAAGCAGGCCUAUUACUGUAAUGUAGAGUGUCAGAAAGGAGAUUGGCCCAUGCAUAAGCUGGAGUGCUUCGCCAUUAGUUCAUAUGGAGAGAACUGGUGUCCCUCAGAAACGGUCAGACUGGUUGCUAGAAUCCUCAUGAAGCAGAAAUUCCAGACAGAGAGUACGCAGUCAGAAAGAUUGCUAGCCCUCAAAGAAUUUGAAUCACACUUGGACAAGUUGGACACAGAGAAGAACGAGAUGUACCAAGUUGAUAUUUGUGCACUUCAUCACUUUUACUCUCGUUAUCUGGAUUUCCCUGAUGAUGCUGCUCUUGCAGAACUCUUUGCCCAGGUAAACUGUAAUGGAUUUACCAUCGAAGAUGAGGAAUUGUCUCAUUUAGGCUCUGCAGUCUUUCCAGAUGUUGCUUUGAUGAACCAUAGCUGUAUCCCAAAUGUAAUAGUGACCUAUAAGGGCACAGUAGCUGAGGUCCGUGCUGUUCAGGAAAUCAGCCCUGGAGAGGAGAUUUUCAACAGUUAUAUUGACCUCCUUUAUCCAACUGAGGACAGAAACGAGAGGCUAAUUGAUUCAUACUUCUUCAGCUGUGAUUGCAAAGAAUGCACCACCAAAUCAAAGGACAAGAGCAAAAUGGAGAUUCGCCAGAAGCUAAGUACAUCCCCAGGGCCUGAAGAAAUUUCUAAGAUGGUGGGGUAUGCCAAGAAUGUCAUUGAGGAAUUCAGGAGAGCGAAGCACUACAAGACACCCAACGAGUUGCUAGAGAUCUGCGAGUUGAGCCUGGAGAAAAUGGGAUCCAUUUUUGAGGAGACCAACGUGUACAUGCUUCACAUGAUGUACCAAGCCAUGGGUGUCUGCCUCUACAUGCAGGAUUGGGACGGAGCCAUGAAAUAUGGAGAGAAAAUAGUGGAACCUUAUAGUGUGCAUUACCCUCCUUACUCUCUUAAUGUGGCCUCCAUGUACCUGAAGCUUGGAAGACUUUACUUGGGACUUGAGAAGAAGCAGGAAGGAGUUAAAGCUUUAAAGAAGGCUCUUUCUAUUAUGAAUAUUGUCUUCGGAAAGGAGCAUCAUUACAUCGCUGAGAUUAGGAAGGAGAUGGAAGAACAGAAGUAAUGGACCUCUGUAAAUGCACCUGGUUUACUGUUAAAUGGCUUUAUUAUUACAAAGGAACGUGUGAAUGUAGGCAGAAUUUAAGAUCAAAUAAAAUAACCUUGAAAAAAUACAA
Messenger RNA from Trichomycterus rosablanca, 1537 nucleotides. RefSeq names its product SET and MYND domain containing 2a (gene smyd2a). The record is from RefSeq and is a predicted model, not a curated record. Gene Ontology annotation, molecular function: protein binding. Bases 118 to 1425 code for a protein of 435 amino acids. The transcript is spliced from 12 exons. Gene Ontology annotation, cellular component: nucleus. NCBI's taxonomy places the organism in Eukaryota, Metazoa, Chordata, Actinopteri, Siluriformes, Trichomycteridae.